Molecule: messenger RNA, 1059 nt
Organism: Juglans microcarpa x Juglans regia
Lineage: Eukaryota; Viridiplantae; Streptophyta; Magnoliopsida; Fagales; Juglandaceae
Product: bidirectional sugar transporter SWEET3-like
Exons: 6
Coding region: 102-851 (249 amino acids)
Biological process (GO): carbohydrate transport
Cellular component (GO): membrane
Molecular function (GO): sugar transmembrane transporter activity
Source: RefSeq, a predicted model, not a curated record
AGUGCUAAAGUCAACAAAGCAGUCUUCAUGAGUUAUUGUUCAGAGUCUGGUUGCUGGGACCAGUUCUCAUCUCAGGAACAUCUUUCCUGGCCAGGCCAAAUAUGGGAGAGAGGUUACGCUUGGCAGUAGGAGUCAUGGGGAAUGCUGCUUCUUUGUUACUCUAUACGGCUCCCAUAUUAACUUUUUCAAGAGUCAUAAGGAAGAAAAGCACGGAGGGGUAUUCUUGUGUUCCUUAUGUUAUUGCAUUAUUAAACUGCCUUCUCUAUACUUGGUAUGGAUUGCCAGUUGUAAGCAAUAGGUGGGAAAACUUUCCUGUAAUUUCCAUCAAUGGCCUAGGGAUCCUUCUCGAACUCUCCUUCAUAGUCAUAUACUUAUGGUUCACUUCAGCUAGAGGAAAGAUGAAGGUAGCUGUGACAGUGACACCUGUUAUCGUAGUCUUCUGCACCACUUCAAUCAUCUCAGCUUGUUCUUUCCAUGGCCACCAUCAUCGAAAGCUAUUUGUUGGGAGUGUAGGACUAGUAGCCUCUGUAGCAAUGUACGGUUCUCCACUGGUGGUAGUGAAGCAAGUCAUACUUACAAGGAGUGUGGAGUUCAUGCCGUUCUACUUAUCUUUUUUCUCAUUCCUUGCUAGUUCACUUUGGAUGGCUUAUGGACUACUGAGUCAUGAUCUGUUUCUCGCGGCCCCAAAUCUGGUUGGUAGUCCUUUAGGUAUCCUUCAACUCAUGCUCUACUGCAAGUACAGGAAACGAGGAAUUAUGGAAGAACCUAACAAAUUGGAUUUGGAAAAGAAUGAUGAGAGAUCCAAACAGCUUCAGCUUACAAUUGAUGGGAGUUUGAAUGGAAAAAUUUAGAAAAAUCAACUGUGAUCUUAUUAGGUUCAAAAAAAUGCAUCAAUGCAUGCAUGCAUAUGUAUCUAAAGGCAUGCACAUAUAUAUUUUGCCAUUUCAGCAAUGUUUUGUGUCAUUCCAAGGGGUUGGUUUGUGAUUGGCAGUACUUAAUUUCACAAAGCAAUAAAUUUCAAUGAGCCUAGAAAGAGGAGAAACAGCCUCAGCUCUAGAA